UUCUCAAAAAUUCUUUGCUGACGCUCAGUGGGUACAAGCACUGAUUUUUGUUUAAUUUAUUAAAUUUUUUAGAUAUAACAAUAAGGAUACAUAACAGAAAAUGGAAGUUGAAUUCAGUAAAGAAGAUUUCCGUCUACCCGACAUCAAAUACGAAUAUUUGGAUCACACUGCCGAUGUACAACUCCAUGCCUGGGGAGAAACUCUGCAAGAGGCAUUUGAACAAUGCGGCAUGGCCAUGUUUGGCUACAUGACUGAAUUGGAUUAUGUUUCUGUGGAAACCUGCUACCAAAUCGAAGCCAAAGGUGAUGAUGUCGAAGGACUGCUUUUCCAUUUCCUUGAUGAAUUGUUGUUCUUGUUCUCAGCCGAACCUUUCCUGAUUUGUAGACGUUUGGAGAUAACCAAAUUCGAUUUAGAAAACUUUGAAAUCGAAUGCAAAUGCUAUGGAGAACCAUUCGAUUUGGAUAAACAUCCCCAAGGCACAGAAGUUAAAGCAAUCACCUACUCUGCCAUGCAAGUUAUACAAGAGCCUGAAAAGAAUAAUUAUGAAGUAUUUGUAAUUAUAGAUAUUUAAGUUCACUGUUUGAUUAUAUUUAUUGUAAUCCAUGAUUGUAAUAUAGUAAAAUUAAUCGGA
Molecule: messenger RNA, 631 nt
Organism: Musca domestica (house fly)
Lineage: Eukaryota; Metazoa; Arthropoda; Insecta; Diptera; Muscidae
Gene: Archease
Product: protein archease-like
Exons: 3
Coding region: 101-571 (156 amino acids)
Biological process (GO): tRNA splicing, via endonucleolytic cleavage and ligation
Cellular component (GO): tRNA-splicing ligase complex
Source: RefSeq, a predicted model, not a curated record